AUGGCCGAGGAUGAGGCGUCGUCCUCUCCCUCGCCGUCGGGGCCGCUCUGCCCCUUCCUCUUUAGGAAGUCGGGCCGCCCGGCGCCCGCGGGCCGCCGCCGGAGACGCGGGGCGGCGGAAGGGAGGCCCGACGGCGGCGGCAGCGACAGCGACGAGGGCCCGGCCGCGGUCCGGCCCGACAAGAAGCGGGCCGCCCCCAACCCCAUGAUCCAGAGGAGCGGCGGAGGCCGCGACGACGAAGCCCGCGCCUCGGCCCUGGCCGUGCUCUACCCGUCCAGCCGCUCGGCCAAGCCGGCCGGGCCCGAGGACAUGGGCGCCACGGCCGGCUACGAGCUGGACGCGGCCCGCGGGCCCCGGGGAGCCCAGGCCCCGGGCCGCAAAGGGCCCGUGCGCGCCCCCGAGCACCUGCGCGCCACCGUGCGCUGGGACUACCAGCCCGACGUGUGCAAGGACUACAAAGAGACCGGCUUCUGCGGCUUCGGGGACAGCUGCAAGUUCCUGCACGACCGCUCCGACUACAAGCACGGCUGGCAGAUGGAGCGCGAGCCGCACGGGGACCCCCACGGCGCCCCCGACGCCGCCACCUACGAGCUGAGCAGCGGCGCCGACGGCGAGCAGGGCCGCGCGCCGCCACAGUGCUUCAUCUGCCGCCGGCCCUUCCGCAGCCCCGUGGUGACCCUGUGCGGCCACUACUUCUGCGAGGCCUGCGCCCUGCGCCACUUCCGCUCCUCCCCGCGCUGCUACGUGUGCGAGCGCCACACCCACGGCGUCUUCAACCCGGCCCGAGGCCUCGGGGCCCAGCCCGGGCGACGCCGCGGCCCGGGUGACGACGAGGAGACCCCCGACGCGUCCCCCGACGGCCCUUCCCCCAGCACCUAG
This is a messenger RNA of Trichosurus vulpecula (common brushtail), 879 nucleotides long. Its product is annotated as E3 ubiquitin-protein ligase RNF113A-like. Lineage: Eukaryota; Metazoa; Chordata; Mammalia; Diprotodontia; Phalangeridae. Bases 1 to 879 code for a protein of 292 amino acids. The transcript has a single exon. Gene Ontology annotation, biological process: snoRNA splicing. The record is from RefSeq and is a predicted model, not a curated record. Gene Ontology annotation, cellular component: U2-type spliceosomal complex. Gene Ontology annotation, molecular function: metal ion binding.